Molecule: messenger RNA, 1275 nt
Organism: Physcomitrium patens
Lineage: Eukaryota; Viridiplantae; Streptophyta; Bryopsida; Funariales; Funariaceae
Source: RefSeq, a predicted model, not a curated record
AUGCCGUUGCAAUGGGCGUCGGGGCCCUCGGGCCGGGUGGGUGACCCCCCCCUCCCCGCUCCCGUUCCGUCCAGAACUGCCCUCCCCUCUCCUCCCUGCGUCGCGGGAUCCUCGUCCGGAACUGUCCUCGCCAGGGAGAGAGGGACGAAGCGAGGGAAAGAGGGAGGGCGUUCUCAACACAUCCCGUUCCCCGUGCUCGCUCGCUGCGUGUCUGGGUGUCCGCGCGGAGCCCCUCUCCUCCUCCGAGCCGCACCCACAGCCUGCGUCGCAUCCCCCGCCUUUCGCCCCCCUUUAGUCACCACCUUUGUGUGCGAAGCGAAGCACCCAUCGCCUCGGCUGCGAACGCAAGAUAGCAAAGGCCGCAGCGUGGGAGGUCGCGAGUCCAUCGCGACGACGGGGGUCACGUGGGCAGGUGCGUGGGGAUGGUUGGUGGAUUGCAUUCGGGUUUUGGACAUUACAGUUGCCGUGCGAAAGGCUUGGCGUGGGUCCUGUGUGGAGGCUGAUGAGCGAUUUGGUUGGCUGGGCGAUGUGCAGGUGAAGUGUUACAUGCAGCAGUUGUUGCGGGGGUUGGAGCAUUGCCACCGGCAGGGCGUGCUGCACCGGGACAUCAAAGGAUCGAACCUGUUGCUGGACAACAGCGGGGUGCUGAAGAUAGCAGAUUUCGGGCUGGCAACUUUCUUCAAUCCGGAUCAGAAGCAGCCUCUGACGAGUCGCGUGGUGACGUUGUGGUACCGGCCCCCUGAGCUGCUGCUGGGAGCGACGGAGUACGGCGUGGCGGUGGAUCUUUGGAGCACGGGGUGCAUACUGGCGGAGCUGCUAGCGGGGAAGCCCAUCAUGCCGGGACGAACGGAGGUGGAACAGCUGCACAAGAUUUUCAAGUUGUGCGGUUCGCCGUCGGAGGAGUAUUGGAAGAAGUCGAAGCUGCCGCACGCGACGAUAUUCAAGCCUCAGCAGCCGUACAAGCGGUGCAUUCAGGAGACGUUCAAAGAGUUUCCGGCGUCGUCGCUAGCACUGCUGGACACGCUGCUGGCGAUCGAACCGGCGGAUAGGGGCAACGCCAGUCAAGCAUUGGGCAGCGAGUUCUUCACGACGAAGCCUCUUGCGUACGAGCCGUCGAGCUUGCCGCAGUACCCGCCGAGCAAGGAGUUCGAUGCGAAGAUUCGGGACGACGAGGCCCGCAGGCAGAGAGCGCUGGGGCAGAGAGCAAGGAACACGGAGGUGAAGCGUCCGGGCACUCGGGAGCGUGUGGUAUUGGAGCGUGGAUUGGGGCAAUGA